AUGCCAGGCACAUAUCACAGCCGAAGGAAAUCCGGCCAAGGGCUGCCUACCAACACAUCCAUGACGGAUGUAAGGAAAGCCAUGGGCGCGGAAAAGCGACAACGCAGUUCUGGCAGCACGUCCAAGAGGUCCAAAGAGCAACAACCCACAACCUACAAGCUUGGGAGAAGCCCCAAGGAAAGGGAAAGGGAAUACUACGAGUAUGCCGAUGACGGAGACGGCCGUGACACCUUUCCUCAGUAUUGCAUGGCCUGCGAAAAACAAUUCCUUCCCGUCGAUGACCGAUGCCUUUACUGCUCAGAAGCGUGUCGUGAGUUUGACGAAAACUCGUUUCGCCACGCAGCUCCCCUCGCGGGUCGGCCAGCAGCGGUUUCCACCACCAAUCCACGUCGUCCUCCACGUCGUCUCUCUACGCUCCCUCGAGCCACCACCGCGAACCCAAAGACAUCAUCCCCCGCGCCUCCCCUCGAGGCCGACAUCUACGUAUUUUGCCUCGUCGCCCGCGGUGCCAGGCGACGCUACGGCGGCGAUAUCAGCUCUCCGGUCCCUGACCAUCCGAUCCGGCAGCCCUCCGUCCCCUACGUCGAUGGGAGAGGGUGUGGGCUCCAGCCUCUGGCCCUUUACGCGUAG
Molecule: messenger RNA, 630 nt
Organism: Parascedosporium putredinis
Lineage: Eukaryota; Fungi; Ascomycota; Sordariomycetes; Microascales; Microascaceae
Source: the annotation of a GenBank genome assembly